AUGUCGAUUAUCACUUCAAUCAAUAGCGUCUUCAGCGUGGUGACCUAUUGGUGCGAUAGUCCCGAUGUCCAACCAGCUGAUCGACUUACUGACCAAGAAUUUGUCAUUGUCCAUUUUUCAGUCACAUUAUUGCAAUAUGUCGACCUGUUGAAGAACAAGUUUAAGUUUGAUGAUGCUUUCAACUAUGAGGAAGAGACCGACCUGGCCGCAGCCGUCAAAAGUUCUUCGACUUAUCAAGCUCAUCACAAAGAGCAUUUGAAGUGCACAUUAAGACUUCUCAUCACUUUGCAAUGUUAUAUUCUUUUGGUUUCUCAUAGAUACUUCCCAGAUGGGAUUGAUAUCUACUUCGAAAACGUGAGGGGAAAGAUGCUCGACGCAGUGCUGCUCAACAUGAAGUCACAUGGGCGAAUCGCAGAGUGUGGGAUGGUCUUGCAGUACAACCUCAAGCAGCCUGAGGGGGUCCACAACCUCUUCCAAAUCGUCGUGAAACGGAUCCGGAUGGAGGGUUUCGUGGUCGUUGAAUACUCUCCCCAGUACCCAGAGUACCUCGGGAUGGUAUUGCCUCAAAUCAGAGAAGGGAAGAUAGUAUACGUCGAAGACAUUGCUGAGGGCAUCAAGAGCGGCCCAGCUGCGCUAAUUGAGCUCUUCUUUGGCAAGAAUGUCGGGAAGCAAGUGGUUGCAGUGGCUCGUGAAUAAGAGGGACCCGGAUUUCCAACACCCCGUACGGGUAAAUAUCCAUGCAAUGGCGAUGCUUCUAAACUAGAAUAUCUACAGCGUAGUAUUGGUAACGGAGACUGUACAUCCUCACAGAUGUGUACGUUCAACUAUAAAUGUACAUGAUGAACGUGCCACAACUUCUUCCUGGCCUUAAAAUCAUUUCAUCUCAAUACGACUG
Molecule: messenger RNA, 895 nt
Organism: Punica granatum (pomegranate)
Lineage: Eukaryota; Viridiplantae; Streptophyta; Magnoliopsida; Myrtales; Lythraceae
Source: RefSeq, a predicted model, not a curated record